Saccostrea cuccullata (small rock oyster) is the source of this 2789-nucleotide messenger RNA. RefSeq lists its product as uncharacterized. The record is from RefSeq and is a predicted model, not a curated record. Bases 184 to 2730 code for a protein of 848 amino acids. The transcript is spliced from 7 exons. Lineage: Eukaryota; Metazoa; Mollusca; Bivalvia; Ostreida; Ostreidae. Gene Ontology annotation, biological process: proton transmembrane transport. Gene Ontology annotation, molecular function: voltage-gated proton channel activity. Gene Ontology annotation, cellular component: plasma membrane.
GAAGUUCAUUUGCCCUUCUUAUGAAGAGGAAUCAGUGUAAGGUUAAACGCAUUUGAUUUUCAUGAUUUUCAUAGUCGUUAGAUGGUUAGCAGACUUAACAGAUGGUUCUAUUAAAUUUUAAUUUUCUAUUACAGAUGGCGCUUCAAAGGCAGCAAGGUGCUCCGCAGUAAAUAUGUUUUGUUGAUGAUAGUGCUGUUAAACAUUGUGGAUUGUGCCCUCGUUCUUGGUGAACUUGUCCUCGACCUACAUCAUGUAAAAAAUAUCAUAACAGAUACCGAAACAAUGUCCCUAACAUUCCAACAGAAUUUAUCUCUAAGAUAUCCAGACAAGUUUUCUGUAGAGGAUACGAGGCAGGGCCUACAAAUAGCUUACAACACUGUUCUUCAAGCAAAGUUAACAUGGCCUUUAAAACAGAACAACACGGCAUUUAGACCAAAAACCGUGAACAGUUCUUUUCCAAUAGUGCCGGCUGUUCAAAGACCAAACACAUCCGAGAGUAAUUUAGACAUGAGACUUGUAUUAGAACCUGGAGAUCAUCCUUCAAGGAAGAGAGCCAGGCGGUCAGCUGGAAAUGAUGACGUCACAACAGGAAAUCAACUUGAGCCCAGUAGUAUCGAAGAAAAGCUUGCCAGUGCUUUCCACGGUCUCAGUCUCUUCAUUGUAGUGGUGCUUCUAACUGAGACUGCCCUGAAGGUUGUCUGCUUUGGGAAGCACUUUUUUAACCAGAAGUUAGAGGUAUUCGAUGCCUGUAUAGUAUUAGCCUCGUUUACAGUGGACUUUGUAUUUGUAAAUGGAAUGGCGGCUGACGACAUUCAGGACUUUGUUUUCAUCCUGGCAUUUAUGUUGCCAUGGGGAGUGAUACGAGUUGUCAACAGUUUGGUUGUUGCAGUACGUGAUCACGAACACUUCCGAUUAAAACUUCUUUACACACAGAAAAAGAAAGUUGAACAAGAAAACAAACAACUCCGACAGGACAAGGACAAGUACACUGAACAGAUAGAUUCCAUGCGUAGGCUUUGUUUGGCUGAAGGAAUUGAUGACUGGAAAAUUCAACAAACUAUUGCUCGACAACCAGUAAAACCUGGAAAAGGAAUUAUGGGAUCUUUUGCCAGUCUUGCCCUUGGUGCACUUGGGGGACACAAGUCAAACGGAUCCAGUUUCUGGAAUCUAUUGGCCACUCCAAAACUACGUCGUGGCAAAUCAGAGGAAUGGGAGGGAAAGACCGGUGUCCAAGUUAAAGAGGACACAAGAUCAUUGAGGUACACCGACAGGGUGUGGACAGUAGCAGGAACCUCAGACCUUCAUAAGAAAAACAAAAAGGCAAGGUCUCUGUCACAUCAGAGCACAGUCGAUAGUGAUCCAGGAACGCCCACAAUCAUUAAGGGGAGGCUGAAGGCCAUCAAAAGAUUCUUGAGACGCCAGGAUCCAGUGGAUAACGCAUCCUUUUCUUCAAUGGAUACCGUAGAGAAGGACUCUAAGUGCUCCUUGAACAACAUUACGCCAUCUGAGAACUCAUCUCCACCGAUAAGUUUUGAAUUCGACAGUAUGGACGAUAUUGACCAUCACGUGUCAUGCUCUCCCACUUGCGAGAUUAUAAAUGAGGUCUCACGUGAAGUCAGUUACACUGACAGUCAUUCCUACUGCGAUCGAAGGGAGAGUACCAAGUCUUGCUCAGAACCAAAUGAAAUGGAGAAUGCAUACUUCCGGAGAAAUAGCAGUAAGAAGUCCUUCCGGGAAUCACACAGGACGAGUUCUAAACGACGGCGCGAAGGACUAAGCAUGCGCCGUUGUGAAUCUAAUCCAGAAGAAGAUUCUGGCACAACAGUGGAAAGAAUCAUUUAUGAUAUUCCUGAUGAAUCAAAGGAAGAAACUCUGGAAAGCAAUGAAAAGGUGCAUUUUUAUAAUAGCUCUGAAGAGCAAACUGAAAGUAAAAGUACAGAAACAAUCACUGCAAGCUCUGAAACAGAAAGUGAAAAUACUCAGCAACAAAAUGUUGUGUUAGGCAAUGUAACACAUGACUGUCCGCUAAAUCAAACAAAUCAAACAGAUGAAAAUAUCAAACCAAAUCAAAAUAUUCCUUCUGAUAAAGAUAGGGACGUUGUCUCAGAGUGUGAUACAAAUGAUGAUUCAAAAGAAAAAUGUAGGAGUCAGAAUACACAAAAGAGUUCCUUUGUAAUAAAUUUUAAGAAAGACCAGCAAAUGAAUAAGACGAGGCGAUAUGAACCUAAGUUUGACAAAAGAUUACUUCCAAACGUUCCUAGGACGUUGAACAUCAAGCCAUAUGCAACAUUACGUAAUCCUAAAUCUACUUUAUCAAAAUCCAAAAGCGAGGAUCGUAAUGUGAUGUGCAAUGGUGACAUAUCGACAAUCAAACAGUCUCAAAAGGAGAACAACAAUGAAAAACAUUUCUCUGAUACAAGCAUUCACAAAGUUGUAAAAAGUAAACUGGAAAGAUCUCAAAGUAUUGAAGACGAAAAUGAACUAAAUGGUGACUUUAAUUUUUUACUCACGUGUAGAGUGUGCGGUAAGUACAAAGAUCAAACUUUGAAAAUUUCUGCUGUGUGUACGUGCACAUCAGACAUUUUGCUGCAUUCCGACAAUACUAAAUGCGAAGAACACCGGUCCAUGAGUGGUCGUCUGAGCGAAGGUUUGAAGAGAAAUGAGAGCAGUUGUGAUGAUAAUGACGUAUGUGAGGAUGAUGACGUUAUGCAUCCACUGUUGAAGAAAUAAACAUUGAAGCCAAAUCAGGGAUACUGAUCCUAUGGAAUUUUAAUCAUCAAUAUGCAACA